ACACGUGUUUCGCCAGGCUACAAAACAACAACAUUGAAGACCUAAAACACCUAAACUCAGCCGACUCAGCCCUGACUCAACCCAACUCAGCCAGACCUUGGCCUGACCCAGCCUAAACCCAAGACUUAUCAAACUGAACAAAGCCAUCCAGAAAAAUGACCGAGGGCAGCGAAAAGGCUACAAUGCGCGCAUUAAAGAAAAUGGGCAUCAAGACCUGUGCCAUUCAUUUGAAUAACGAUUGGGAAUUGGUUCGGCAAGGUGCAGAGGCUCGUGUUUAUAAGGGGUCAUAUGAGGGUAGACCAUCUAUCGCCAAGCAGAGGUUUUCUAAAGGCUACCGACACCCUGUUUUGGAUUCAUCUCUUUCUACUCAAAGGUUACGGAGUGAAGUGAAGCGAAAUUUGAAGUGCAGGACUGCUGGUAUUUUGGCUCCUGAAAUAUUAAUGGUUGAUGUGGACCAGUGCACCAUUGUAAUGGAAGAGAUCGGAAACGGACGCACUUUAAAGCAAAAGAUCAAAGAGCUGGAAAAGGAUUCCAAUCCAGCUGAUGAGCUGAAACAAAUUUGCAGUAAUUUAGGGCAUUUGAUCGGCAAAAUGCAUGAAGCUGGAACCACGCAUGGCGACCUAACUACUUCCAAUAUAUUGCUUAAUCUGAACGGGGAGAUGGUUCUCAUUGACUUUGGUUUGGGAGGUGGAGAGGCCAGCGCUGAAGAUAAAGCUGUUGACAUCUAUGUCUUGGAAAGGGCUUUAGCUGCCACUCAUCCUAACAUGGAGCCACUAAUUCCAGACAUCAUUGACUCUUAUUGCAAAAAUAAUUCUAAGGCAGCUGAAGUCAUAAAAAAAUUGGAAGAUGUGAGAAUGCGAGGGAGAAAAAGAAGUAUGGUUGGUUGAUUCCUUCUUGUUCCAUGGUUUAUAAUAUAUUAAAAAUUUAUUAAUACCUCGA
Cloeon dipterum is the source of this 939-nucleotide messenger RNA. RefSeq names its product TP53 regulating kinase (gene Prpk). The record is from RefSeq and is a predicted model, not a curated record. The transcript has 5 exons. Gene Ontology annotation, cellular component: EKC/KEOPS complex; cytosol; nucleus. Gene Ontology annotation, molecular function: ATP binding; protein serine/threonine kinase activity. Gene Ontology annotation, biological process: protein phosphorylation. NCBI's taxonomy places the organism in Eukaryota, Metazoa, Arthropoda, Insecta, Ephemeroptera, Baetidae. Bases 156 to 887 code for a protein of 243 amino acids.